Molecule: messenger RNA, 696 nt
Organism: Emericellopsis atlantica
Lineage: Eukaryota; Fungi; Ascomycota; Sordariomycetes; Hypocreales; Bionectriaceae
Product: putative iron-sulfur cluster assembly accessory protein Isa2
Exons: 2
Coding region: 1-696 (231 amino acids)
Biological process (GO): iron-sulfur cluster assembly
Cellular component (GO): mitochondrion
Molecular function (GO): 2 iron, 2 sulfur cluster binding; iron ion binding; 4 iron, 4 sulfur cluster binding
Source: RefSeq, a predicted model, not a curated record
AUGGCGUCAAUACGCUGCGCACAUGCCUCUUCUACAGCAAAGUCCUUCCUGAGGAUUGCUAGUCGCGAGUACUCUUCAGCAGCAACCCGACCGACGCCUGAGUCUGCCCCUCUCGAAUUCCUCAUCCCACGAUGCGCUUCCAAGAGAAUGUCGCCACGAGGGACAACCGCCCAGGGAGCCCCAACACUACGAGGAUGCACUUUCAUGACGCCUAUGGACGUUAGGCACUUCUCUGCGUCCCAUGCUAGGAAGGCCACAGUUUGUGUGCGGAAUCCGUUGAAGGAUGAAGAUGGCAACGACAUGAUACUCGAGAUCACACCACGGGCAGCAAAGCGUCUGACAACGAUCAUGACAAAAGACGCCAACCCGAACCUUGCCCUACGCAUCCAAGUCGAGUCAGGCGGCUGCCACGGCUUCCAAUAUCUCAUGAGCUUGGUGACGAUCCCACCGCCAGAAGACCCGAAACGAGCCGAGGUGGUACGGGAGGACGACACGAUCUUCCAGUUUGCCGAGGAUGGCACUGCACCGGUGCCGGAAGCACCAAGAAUCAUCCUGGACGAGCCAUCGUUGGAUUUGCUGAAGGGCAGCAAGGUGGACUUUACGCAAGAGUUGAUCGGGUCGCAGUUCAAAAUCGUGGAUAACCCUCUUGCAACGUCCAGCUGCGGCUGCGGCACGAGCUUCGACAUUAAGGCAUAA